AUGUCCAACAAGACAAGUGACCAAUCAACACGCACGGCUUCCAUCCUCAAGACUGAUAUUACCAGAAGCAACACGAUCACCAACAGUAGCAGAAGCAUCAACAGCAGCAGCAGCGUCAACAACAACGACCACAGCCACAACGACCACAACAACACCAAUAAUUACAAUGAAUUGGCGAAAACAGGAGAGGACGCCAAUAAGGAGAAUAUACCUAGUUUAGAGGAGGAGAUUGCGGCCUUUAGAAUCUUUAGGAAAAAAAAUACUUCAAACUUGAAGUCAUCACACACUAGUAGCAAUUUCAUAAAAAAGACAAUGUUUAAAAAGGAUCUCUUGAAACAGGAUCCGAAGAGAAAACUUCAACUACAACAAAGAUUUGCGUCACCGACUGACAGACUAGUAUCACCAUGCUCACUGAAAUUGAAUGAGCACAAAGUUAAGAUGUUUGGGAAGAAAAAAAAAGUCAAUCCUAUGAAACUUGACUUCAAAGGCAACCUUGCGGCCGAUUCAGAAGACGUAGAAAUAGAUGAAGAUGAGGAGUAUUUCUACUAA
This is a messenger RNA of Saccharomyces paradoxus, 549 nucleotides long. It is a transcript of the gene SPO12, whose product is annotated as Spo12p. The record is from RefSeq and is a predicted model, not a curated record. The transcript has a single exon. NCBI's taxonomy places the organism in Eukaryota, Fungi, Ascomycota, Saccharomycetes, Saccharomycetales, Saccharomycetaceae. Bases 1 to 549 code for a protein of 182 amino acids.